Messenger RNA from Drosophila simulans, 783 nucleotides. RefSeq lists its product as uncharacterized. Lineage: Eukaryota; Metazoa; Arthropoda; Insecta; Diptera; Drosophilidae. The coding region runs from base 1 to 783 and encodes 260 amino acids. The record is from RefSeq and is a predicted model, not a curated record. The transcript has a single exon.
AUGUCGAAGUUUGAUCAACUGGUGCGAGUUCAAACUGACCGCAUUGAGUCUUUGAAGCGCUUGUUCAGUAAUGUGAAAAAGGACUCGAGUGUGCGGAAAACGGAAAUAUAUUUCGAAAAACGUUUGAAUCAAAUCGACGAGUAUAACAAAGAAUUUCAUCAGACGCAUCACACACUUAUAUGCAUGGCAGACUACGAAGAAAUUGUGUAUAAGCAACAAAAUACAAUCAGCCAAUUCGAUGACCUAGGCAUGGAAGUUUACUGUUUUGUGGCAGAAGAAAAGAAACGAAUCUAUCCAGUUACAGUGACGCACAACGAAUCAACUAACUCCACAAUAACAACACAUGUAGAGGAAGUACGGGUACCAUUGCCAAAAUUACCAGUUCCGAAAUUCUCUGGCAACUGCGCGGACUGGCCAAGUUUUCAUGAUGCAUUUUUACGCUUGAUUCACAAUUAUGAACGUCUGGAUAAGAUUCAAAGGUUCCAUUUUUUAAAGGAAGCAUUACCAAUAGGCCUGGACAACGACAUUCGCCAAAUCGCUUUAACUGAAGCAAACUAUGAAGUCGCUUGGACCACACUCCUACAACGGUAUAACAACCCACGCAUUUUGUUCGCCAGCCACAUGAACAUGCUCUACAACUUACCGAAUCUUUCUAAAGAAAAAUCUGCUGACAUACGGUAUAUGGUUAGUACAGUCAACGUCUGCAUUGCCGCUUGCAAUACCGUCAAGGCGCCACUACAGGGAGGAGAUUUUGACUCAUUAUCUAACAACCAAACUACCUAA